AUGGCAUUAAGUUGUUUCGUCCUAGGUACUAGAACUAUUUUCUCGGUCCCUUUUUGCGAAAAAAUUUCUAUUAAGAAAAGUGAUAUCUCCGUAAAAUUGUUAACCAUCGAUCUCCUCAAGGAGUAUAUCUGGGAAUGGAAAAAUAAUAUUCUUAAAGACCUUACUAACAACGCUUCCAAAUUCGAUCUUUGGCAUGUUAAUGUCGACGAAGUUGUUGAUGUUUCUAACGAAGAAGAUGUUUUUCGUCGAUACACAUCAUUCCUGACGGAGUUAAAAUUGAAAUUAAAAAUAAAGACCUUUCCACACAUAAAUGCUUUUUCAAUUGACCAGCUUAUUGACGCACUAGCCUUGAUUUGGCACGUUGAGGUGGAAAGUGACUCUCUAGGCCCACAAAAUGACCCGUAUAUUGAACUGAAGCAGGAACCCUCUUUUUUCAAAAUAAAUUUGCCCCGUGGUAUAACUAAACGAACUCUCACAAAAAUUGAUCUGUGUCUCCCUUCUUACGGUAAAUCCGGAACGAAUUAUAACAAUCCCUUUUAUGAUGAUCCACAAUUCAAAGAAACGGUUUCUCUUGUGCAAAAGAAGAUUGAAGAAGAACCGAAAGACAUAAUUGUGCUCGCUGGGGUUUCAGGAGGGCAAUAUGACGCCUGGCAUCAGAGCUUCAAAGAAUCAGAGGCACAAAACCCAAGUUUGAUUGUAUUGAUCAACAAAAUGAAGCAUUUCAAAUGCUGGACAAAGCGUAUCUUAAUAUUUGAUGAGUCGCAAAUCCUAUGUGGAUUCGAAUAUGGAAAAUAUCAAGGGAGUUCAGUUCCUGGUAAAGAAUGGAACCUUUUGCAAGUUCCAAAUUUGCAUACUCAUAUUGUACUAAAACUUCCCUUUCUCUCACAUGAUGAUGUCUUACGGAACCUUGACGCCGUAAUUGACCUGACGCAUGUUACCCCCGAAACUCGCAACCUCUUGGGAUAUAUUCUCAGGGGGCGACCUCGAAAAUGUGCAUCAUUUGUUCAUCUGUUAAUAUCAAAGCAGAGAUCGAAUGGUAGAACGAAAGAUUUAGUAUUACAAGAAUUUAUUUGGUCAUGGUAUAACAAAAUUAGCUAUGACAUGGCAAAAUAUUUGGCGAACGCGUGUGAAUAUCUUGGUGCGAAUAAUCUCAAUCCAGAGACAGCGAUUAUGGAUUCACCAGAAUGCAUUAUUCUUGGCCAUAACGAUAAAUAUUCUAAUGAAAUCGAAAUAAACCCAUCGCUUGAAUCUUACCUUAUCAACAGCAUUGGAUUAUUUCUUGAAAACACACAAGGAAAAAAAAUGGUAGAUGUCUUUGUUGAUAACAUUAUCAUGCUCAAUAACAUUUCAUCAAUCGGCAAUGAAUUUGAUGCUGUCUUUAUAAUGGCGAUCAUUCAAAAACGUGGGAUUAAUGUACGAAAAGAACUUAAUAAAUGGAAAAAUGGACAACAAUUUGACCUUCCUUUAUGGAUCACUCCCAAGAUGAAGUUUAUUACAACUUCAAAUUUACCAGGAAGCGUUCCUAUAGCCAAAUAUGUUAAUGAUAUGACCUAUUGUUCUUAUGCAAUUCAACCAGACAUAUACUCAGGAUCAGACGUGAUGAUUUCUCUCAUGGAUAAUGAGCAAAAUGUGAUAUUAUUAUCAGUAAGCUGUACAGUUUCUAGUAGUCCUAUUAAGAGUAGUAAAGUCAAAGAACAGUUAAUCAAGUCAUGUAUGAGGUUUCAAUAUAUGGAAUGUCUAAGAAAGAGAAAAAAUGAUGUGGAAUUUUCUUAUAAGAAACCAAAACAUUUCCAAAUUGGUCUUAAUAGUAAUAGUAUUUUACUGAAUAAUGUCACAGCUAAUGAAGAGGACAACUUAGAGAGGGAGGAGAAAAAAGAGUAUGAUCAAGAUUUAAAUUAUGAUGAUUUAAAUUAUGAUUUGAAUUAUGCUGAAAACAUCAAAAACUAUCAGAUAUCUAAAGUCUCUGAGCGUAUAAAGUUACACAAACAAAUCAAAACUUCUACAGAUAAUUGA
Funneliformis caledonium is the source of this 2013-nucleotide messenger RNA. NCBI's taxonomy places the organism in Eukaryota, Fungi, Glomeromycota, Glomeromycetes, Glomerales, Glomeraceae. The record is from the annotation of a GenBank genome assembly.